Molecule: messenger RNA, 2056 nt
Organism: Raphanus sativus (radish)
Lineage: Eukaryota; Viridiplantae; Streptophyta; Magnoliopsida; Brassicales; Brassicaceae
Product: protein FRIGIDA-like
Exons: 3
Coding region: 108-1922 (604 amino acids)
Source: RefSeq, a predicted model, not a curated record
GACCUCAGGGACAAUUUCUGAACAGUCACGAGAGCGGAGGAACGAACCUAGGGCUUUAUUUAAAACACAACAACUGUUUCAUUCUUCUUCUUUCUCCGCAACUCCCCAUGGCCUCCUUCCAUCAUCCACCAAUAAGAGAGGAGCAACCUUCACCGUCGAUGAUUCGACGGAGAGAAGAACUCCCUCCGACUGUAACAACAGAAACCACGAUCGUGGGGCCAUCAAAGCCUCCUCAGUUCCUGAAAUCCAUCGUCGACUUAACCGCGUUUGCAGCCGCAGUCGACGCCUUCAAACGCCGCUACGACGAACUGCAGAGCCACGUGGAUCUCAUCGAGACCGCGAUCGACUCCGAACUCAAAACCAACGGCCUCAUCAAAAUCGAAAUCGAAACCGCCGCCGCCUCGCCGUCUCAGUUAUCUCCUCCGCGGAGCAACGACUCCGCCGCGAUCGUGUGCCAAUCGCCGCCGAAAGAGGUGGCGGUUAGGUCCGAAGCGGAGCGACUCUGCGAGUCGAUGUCCAGCAAAGAGCUGCGAAGGUACAUCCUCGCGAACAUCUCCUCGCGAGCUAAGCUGAUCGAAGAGAUCCCCCCGGCGCUGAAGCUGGCGAAGGACACGGCGAAGUUCGUGCUGGACUGCAUCGGGAAGUUCUACCUGCAGGGACGCAAAGCGUUCGCCAACGGCUCUCCCGCGGUCGCCGCGAGGAACGUCUCGCUUCUGGUUCUGGAGUGUUAUCUUCUGACGUUCGAUCCCGGGGAAGAGAAGAAGCUUUUGGUUAAGGUUGCUGCUGGUGAUGGUGGUGGUUCUGUUGUUGUGAGAGAGGAGGCCGAGGGGGCUGCUGUUGCGUGGAGGAGGAGGCUGAUGGGUGAAGGAGGGUUGGGUGCAGCGGAGGGUGCGGACGCGAGGGGUUUGCUUCUGCUGGUUGCUUGUUUUGGGGUUCCGGAGAGUUUUAAGAGUGUGGAUCUGUUGGAUUUGGUUAGGCAGAGUGGUGUUGAUGGGAUUGGUGGUGCUCUUAAACGGUCACCGUUUCUUGUCCCUAUGAUGUCAGGUAUAGUUGAUUCAAGUAUGAAGCGUGGAAUGCAUAUUGAAGCUCUUGAGAUGGUUUAUACCUUUGGGAUGGAGGAUAGGUUUUCGGCUUCUUCAAUUUUAACUUCAUUCCUAAGGAUGAGCAAGGAGUCUUUUGAGAGAGCGAAACGGAAAGCACAAGCACCCAUGGCAUUUAAAAAGGCGAACGAAAAGCAGUUAGCUGCGUUAUUAUCAGUGAUGAAGUGUUUGGAGGCUCGCAAGCUAGACCCAGUGAAAGAAGUCCCAGGGUGGCAGAUCAAAGAGCAAAUGGCGAAGCUGGAGAAAGACAUUGUUCAGCUCGACAAACAGAUGGAGGAAGCGAGAUCCAUCAGCCUAAUGGAGGAAGCGAGAUCCAUCAGUCUAAUGGAGGAAGCGGCACUUAACAAGAGAUUGUAUAGCCAACAGAUGAAACGUCCAAGGUUGUCAGACAUGGAGAUGCCGCCACCAACAGCUUCCUCAUCUUAUUCUCCUGUAUACCGUGACCACCGAAGCUUCUCUAGUCACAGAGACGGAGACGCCGAUGAAAUAUCGGCUCUUGUGAGUAGCUACCUCGGCUCAGCAUCAGGUUUUCCUCAUCAGUCAAGUCUCAUGAGAUCCCCUGAAUAUAUGGUUCCACCUGGUGGGUUAGGAAGAAGUGUAUCUGCAUAUGAUCAUCUGCCUCCAAACUCUUACUCUCCGGUUCCAAGACAGCAUUCCCCGUACGGACAGAGACUUCCUCGAGAGUACUCUCCUCCAGUACACCAAAUGCCAUAUGGUCUGCAAAGAGUGUACAGACAUUCACCAUCUGUAGAAAGGCACCUGGCUUUGCCCAAUCACAGGUCUCCUCGCAACUUUUCACAAGACCGCAUAGGAGGAAUGUAGAAUAUGUAACUUCAAGUUUUUGUAUUUUCAAAGCAAUUGUUUUAAACCACAAAAUUUAUUUAAAGCCCUAGCAGAAAAUUUUGCUAUGUAAUUGACAUAUCGUUCAGAAGCUAAAUGUUUAUCAUUGACUCUCA